Lynx canadensis (Canada lynx) is the source of this 4246-nucleotide messenger RNA. RefSeq names its product guanylate cyclase 1 soluble subunit alpha 1 (gene GUCY1A1). Gene Ontology annotation, molecular function: guanylate cyclase activity; heme binding. Gene Ontology annotation, biological process: cGMP biosynthetic process; response to oxygen levels. The record is from RefSeq and is a predicted model, not a curated record. The transcript is spliced from 10 exons. Lineage: Eukaryota; Metazoa; Chordata; Mammalia; Carnivora; Felidae. Gene Ontology annotation, cellular component: guanylate cyclase complex, soluble. The coding region runs from base 476 to 2548 and encodes 690 amino acids.
GGUGCCUUUUUAAUAAGUUCUGAAGAACUUGAAAGAGAAAGCGCUUUGCAGGAUGGAAACAUUGAAGGCUUCUAGAGAGGAUCUGGCUCUUAGCUGAGAUUUUAAAAGAGGACCCGUGUAGGACUUUGCAGGACCCGUAGGCUUAAAUAUAGAGAAGCGUGGGAAGAGUGUUCUGGGCAGAGGAAAAGAGAGGCGCGGUGCCGGAAGCAGCACAUCAAAUGAAAGAAAAUAGCCUAAACUUUUGAGCCUCUGGAUCAUUGGGGAUUGUGUCGUUUGGCUGUUGGGAGGAUCGAUGGAACAGUUCCCAUGAGGCUUGACUGUAAAUACAGAGUCCCCAGCAGUGCCAGGCACGUCGUAGGAAACACCGCAGUCACCAGGACCUUUGAUCUGAUAGUGGCUUCUGUUUGUCAGUCCCGCAUAAAAAGAACAGCUCAUCGGGAGGCUAUCCACAGCAGGGCGAGAGGCUACCAACACCAUGUUCUGCACGAAGCUGAAGGAUCUCAAGAUCACAGGAGAGUGCCCUUUGUCCUUACUGGCACCGGGGCAGGCUCCCAAAGAGCCCGCAGAAGAGGUAGCAGGAAGCUCAGAGAGUGGCAAAACAACUCUGCCCAUCUGUCAGGAUGUUCCUGAGAAGAAUGUACCAAGAAGUCUUCCUCAAAGAAAGACCAGUAGGAGCCGCGUCUACCUUCACACGUUAGCAGAGAGCAUUUGCAAACUGAUUUUCCCAGAGUUGGAGCGGCUGAACCUUGCACUUCAGAGAACAUUGGCAAAACACAAAAUAAAAGAAAGCAGGAAAUCUUUGGAAAGAGAAGACUUUGAAAAAAUAAUUACAGACCAAGCAAUUGCAGCAGGAGUUCCAGCAGAAAUCAUCAAAGAAUCUCUCGGCGAAGAGCUUUUUAAAAUAUGUUAUGAGGAAGAUGAACACAUCUUAGGUGUGGUUGGAGGAACCCUCAAAGAUUUUUUAAAUAGCUUCAGCACCCUUCUGAAACAGAGCAGCCACUGCCAAGAGGCAGAAAAGAGAGGCAGGUUCGAGGACGCUUCCAUUCUAUGCCUGGAUAAAGAUCACAAUUUCUUAAAUGUUUACUAUUUUUUCCCUAAAAGAAUCACGUCUCUGAUUCUUCCUGGCAUCAUUAAGGCAGCUGCUCACAUUUUGUACGAAACCGAAGUGGAUGUGUCACUGAUGCCUCCCUGCUUCCGUACUGAAGGCAGCGAGUUCGUUAAUCAGCCCUAUUUGUUAUACUCGCUUCACGUCAAAAGCACCAAGCCAUCCCUGUCCCCGGGCAAGCCCCAGUCCUCGCUGGUGAUUCCUGCUUCCCUCUUCUGCAAGACCUUUCCUUUUCAUUUCAUGUUCGACAAAGACAUGACAAUUCUGCAGUUUGGCAAUGGCAUUAGAAGGCUGAUGAACAGGAGAGACUUUCAAGGAAAGCCUAAUUUUGAAGAGUACUUUGAAAUUCUGACUCCAAAAAUCAAGCAAACAUUUAGUGGAAUCCUGACCAUGUUGAACAUGCAGUUUGUGGUCCGAGUGAGGAGGUGGGACAACUCUGUGAAGAAAUCUUCCAGGGUGAUGGACCUCAAAGGCCAGAUGAUCUACAUUGUUGAAUCCAGUGCAGUCUUGUUCUUGGGCUCACCCUGUGUGGACCGAUUAGAAGAUUUUACGGGACGAGGGCUCUACCUCUCAGACAUCCCGAUUCACAAUGCACUGAGGGACGUGGUGCUGAUAGGGGAGCAGGCCAGGGCACAGGACGGCCUGAAGAAGAGGCUGGGCAAGCUGAAGGCCACCCUUGAGCAGGCCCACCAAGCUCUGGAGGAGGAGAAGAAGAAGACCGUGGAUCUCCUGUGCUCCAUAUUUCCCUGCGAGGUUGCACAGCAGCUGUGGCAAGGGCAAGUCGUGCAAGCCAAGAAGUUCAGUGAUGUCACCAUGCUCUUCUCAGACAUCGUUGGGUUCACCGCCAUCUGCUCCCAGUGCUCUCCACUGCAGGUUAUCACCAUGCUCAAUGCACUCUACACUCGCUUUGACCGGCAGUGCGGAGAGCUGGAUGUCUACAAGGUGGAGACCAUUGGCGAUGCAUAUUGUGUGGCUGGGGGAUUACACAAAGAAAGUGAUACCCAUGCUGUUCAGAUAGCACUGAUGGCCCUGAAGAUGAUGGAGCUGUCUGAUGAAGUUAUGUCUCCCCAUGGAGAACCUAUCAAGAUGCGGAUUGGACUACAUUCUGGGUCAGUUUUUGCUGGAGUCGUCGGCGUUAAAAUGCCUCGUUACUGUCUUUUUGGAAACAACGUCACCUUGGCAAACAAAUUUGAGUCCUGCAGCAUACCACGGAAAAUCAACGUCAGCCCGACAACGUACAGAUUACUCAAAGACUGUCCUGGUUUUGUGUUUACCCCUCGAUCAAGGGAGGAACUCCCACCAAACUUCCCCAGUGAAAUUCCUGGAAUCUGUCAUUUUCUGGAAGCUUAUCAACAAGGAACAAAUUCAAAACCAUGGUUCCAAACGAAAGAUGUUGAAGAUGGCAAUGCCAAUUUUUUAGGCAAAGCCUCAGGAAUAGAUUAGCAAAAUGUAAACCCGGGUAUUAGGCUUGGGUUUUGACUCCUACGAGCAUGUGUGGAAUCUCUGAAAGCACUUUAAGAUUGCAGAUGACUAAGAACAAUAUUCAAAUUUCAGGAGCUAAGUCACCAUCUACUUUUUCUUCCAUUUAACAUGACAAAAAUGUAUUCACUUCAAUACUUCAAGUCUUCAGAGAAAAAAAAAAAAGGAAAGAAGCCUCAAAAAUGACAUUUGGGGGAUAUUUCUGUUACUAUAACAAACACUUAUUACCUGUACUCAAAACUCAGCACCUUGUACAUAUAUCCGGUAAUUGUAGUGACCUGACUUGCACAAACUGAUGGGGUUACCUGCAGUCUGUGCCCUAGUGGAAUGGUUGUUAAAGUGUAUUUGUGAUAGUGUUGCCUUAAAAAAGCUUUCUGAAUAGAAAUGAUAGUCUUUGAUACCAUAAGCUCUUUGAACCUUUCAAGUCUGCCUUUUCUUACAUUUCUUCAUUUAACUGUUGGCAUAGAUAACAAAAUAGGUUGAGUGUUUUUUCUGUUGCACUGUUUCUUCUCCAUUUUUUAAGAAGAUAAGCAAUUAUGGGUUAGAUGCAAUAUGAAUAUAAAAUAGUUCAUCUAUAAAUAUCAAAGACUGUUUUAUAAAAAUAUCUGCCAUAACAUAAUAUGUCAUAUCAAUAAAUAUCGACUUUUGUUUGACAUUAUUCUGCACUUUGGUAAAGGCUAUUUUCAUUCAUAUUAGCAAUUUAAUUCCUAUUAAUUCGUUUUAUGUCAUAAUAUCCAGGAUACAAGAGGCUUAUAGCCAAUAUAAAAAUGCAGUAAUAUCAUUCUAAUUUAAUUAGAAGUAACAUGGGAGUAAUGUAAGGAUCAGGGAAUAUACCAUGAAGUACAGACGUAAAACAUUUAAACACACACACACACACACACACACACACACAUGUAGAGUGAUUUGGAUCUAUUUCAGCAGCCAUUCUGCAUUGCCAUGUUGAGCUCUAUAAAGUUCCAGUGAGAAAUUUAAGUUCAGAAGUGGGAAAUGAGACUUGUUCUUUUUGCUAAUAGCUUAUUUUUUAAGUAUGUGUGUUGGACACUUUGGUGUGUAUGUAUAUCCUAAGAAUCAUCAAGUUUUUUUGUCUAAUCAAGUACACAUCCGUGAAUUUUUCUAUUCUGAGAUAUCACAAUGUUAUUUUUUAAAGAGAAUGUUAGUAUUGAUGAAAAUGAUGCUGCGACUUCAUUAUGGAAAUUCCUAAACAUUUUUCUGGAGCCGGAACUUUUAUUUUUAAUGACAUUAGCCUAAGCUCUCUGAAGAAGAGAGUAAUCUACAGAGUUUGGUUUUGGAUAAGGAUUUGAUUUUUAAAAGAUCUCAGUUUCAAAGCAGGAGAAAGAUGAACAUUGCAAUAUUUAAAUCAGUAUUAGCAGUCAUUGAUACACUAGCCUGGUGACCUCAGGAAUAAAAAAGUCACCAUUCAUUGACCUCUAGCAUCCCCAGUUUUCUACUACAGAUAUGGCAAUGAUUAUCAUUUAUUAAAUGAUAUCCCAACAUCUUGAAGCACUGAUUAUAUCUCACUAAAUACCAAUCCUAUUAUUGGAAAGUAUCACAGGUCUUGGGAAAACAGAAUUUUGGAAUGAACCCUCAUUAUAGCGAAAUAAUAAGAAUUAAGGGAUUAAAGGAAAUUAAAAAGCAUAGAAUAAAAUGUUUUCUUUAUCAAAU